GUCCCUGCGCAUGCGCAGAUCCGGGCUGGGCGCUCGUCGCCGAGGGGCGGGGGGCGCAGGGAGCGGGAGCCGCCGCCGCCGCCGCCGCCGCCUCCGGAGCUAACCGCGGGGACCGAGAUGCAGCUGCUGCCGCUCACCCUGUGUCUUCUGGCCACUUCCUUCUUUGCUGCCCUUCCCCACAGGCUCUCCCUCUCCUCCUCCUGGGGCCCAUCAUGAAUGGUGCCCCUUCCCCUGAGGAUGGGGCCUCCCCCUCCCCGCCCCCUCUCCCUCCACCUCCUCCUCCAAGUUGGCGGGAGUUCUGUGAGUCCCAUGCUCGGGCUGCUGCCCUGGAUUUUGCCCGCCGUUUCCGCCUCUACCUGGCCUCCCACCCACAGUACGCGGGGCCUGGCGCAGAGGCUGCCUUCUCCCGCCGUUUUGCUGAGCUCUUCCUACAGCACUUUGAAGCCGAGGUGGCCCGGGCCUCUGGCUCCCUCUCGCCACCUGUCCUGGCCCCCCUGAGCCCUGGCUUGGAAAGCCCACCACCCAACGAGCUGUCCCUUGAGAGCUGCAGGGUGGGUGGGCCCCUGGCUGUGCUGGGCCCUUCCCGAUCAUCUGAGGACCUGGCCGGCCCCCUCCCUUCCUCCGUCUCUUCCUCUUCUUCAACCUCCUCAAAGCCGAAGCUUAAGAAACGCUUCUCCCUCCGUUCGGUGGGUCGUUCGGUUCGAGGCUCAGUCCGUGGCAUCUUACAGUGGCGGGGGACCGUUGAGCCUCCCUCCCCAGCUGGGCCCCUGGAGACCUCUUCGGGCACCCCAGUCCUGGGUGGAAACAGCAACUCCAACUCCUCUGGUGGGGCUGGGAACAUUGGUAGGGGACUGGUUAGUGAUGGCACGUCCCCUGGGGAGAGAUGGACUCACCAUUUUGAGAGGCUGAGACUCAGUCGAGGAGGGGCCUCCUUGAAGGACGGCGCAGGGAUGGUGCAGAGGGAAGAGCUCCUGAGUUUCAUGGGGGCUGAAGAGGCCGCUCCCGACCCUGCUGGAGUGGGGCGGGGAGGAGGGGCAUCUGGGCCUACCUCAGGAGGAGGAGGAGGGCAGCCUCAGUGGCAGAAGUGUCGCUUACUGCUUCGGAGUGAAGGAGAAGGAGGAGGAGGAAGUCGCCUGGAGUUCUUUGUACCACCCAAGGCAUCACGGCCCCGACUCAGCAUCCCCUGCUCGACCAUCACAGAUGUCCGGACAACCACAGCCCUGGAGAUGCCCGACCGGGAAAACACGUUUGUAGUGAAGGUGGAAGGCCCCUCAGAGUACAUCCUGGAGACGACUGAUGCUCUCCAUGUGAAGGCCUGGGUGACUGACAUCCAGGAAUGCCUGAGCCCAGGACCCUGCCCUGCUACCAGUCCCCGUCCCAUGACCCUCCCUCUAGCCCCUGGGGCCUCCUUCCUCACAAGGGAGAACACAGAGAGCCUGGAACCGCCCUGCCUGAAUCACUCAGAGAGUCUGCCCAGCCAGGACCUGCUGCUGGGACCCAGCGAAAGCAAUGAGCGCCUGUCACAGGGGGCAUACGGGGGCCUCUCAGAUCGGCCUUCUGCAUCCAUCUCCCCCAGUUCUGCCUCCAUUGCCGCCUCCCAUUUUGACUCAAUGGAACUGCUUCCCCCAGAGUUGCCCCCUCGCAUGCCCAUUGAGGAGGGCCCCCCAGCAGGGACAGCUCAUCCUCUCUCAGCCCCCUACCCUCCCCUGGACACUCCAGAAACAGCCACAGGGUCAUUCCUGUUCCAGGGGGAGUCGGAGGGAGGCGAGGGGGACCAGCCCCUCUCAGGGUACCCUUGGUUCCACGGGAUGCUCUCUCGACUCAAGGCUGCCCAGUUAGUGCUGGAAGGCGGUGCCAACUCGCAUGGUGUCUUCCUGGUCCGUCAGAGCGAGACAAGACGGGGCGAGUACGUCCUCACUUUCAACUUCCAGGGCAAGGCCAAGCACUUGCGCCUGUCGCUCAACGAGGAGGGCCAGUGUCGGGUCCAGCACCUGUGGUUCCAGUCCAUUUUCGAUAUGCUCGAGCACUUCCGGGUGCACCCCAUCCCUCUUGAGUCUGGAGGCUCCAGUGACGUGGUCCUCGUCAGCUAUGUGCCCUCCCAGCGGCCGCAGGGCCGGGAGCAGGCCGCGAGCCAUGCAGGGGUGUGCGAGGGAGAUGGAUGCUACCCCGAGGCCUCCUCCACCCUCCUGCCCUUCGGAGCGAGUGACUGUGUAGCCGAGCACCUCCCAUGACCCACCCCAGGCCCCUGAACCCCCUCCAUGGACAGCUCCCCCACAUCCUGGGGCAGAAGAGGCGGCGGGGGCGCCAGAAGUGGCGGCAGCAGCAGCCACAGCAGCCAAAGAGAAGCAAGAAAAAGAGAAAGCGGGCAGUGGAGGGGGCCAGGAAGAGCUGGUCCCCCUGGCUGAGCUGGUCUCCAUGGUGGAAUUGGAAGAGGCCAUAGCACCUGGAGCGGAGGCCCAGGGUGGUGCUGGCUCUGCUGGGGACGCGGCCGUGACCCUGAUAGCGCAGCUCCAGCAACUACCACUAGGGGGCAACAGAGAAGAAGGGGGCCAUCCCAGAGCCAUUAAUAACCAGUACUCCUUUGUGUGAGCCACCCACCCACCCUCCACUCUCCUUGCUCCCCCGCCUUCGGUGGAGAGGCGAGGCGGGGUGGGGACAUAGAGGAGAGUGGGACUCCCCUUCCCCCACAUGCUUCCUGACCCUUGUCAGCCAAGGGCAUAUAUGUUGGUACGAGCAGCCAUUCGAGAGCCCUGCUAACUCCCCAGUUUGUACACUACAGGUGCCCCUUCCCCACUGGGGACUUGGGCUCCAUUACCUCCCUGCGGGGCUCCUGUGCUCAGUCCCAUCCCUGGGGGCCAUUUCCCCACUAACCACCCCCCAGCCCAAGCAAAGGGUGAGGGGGAAGGGCUGUCAGUUGUAUUAAGAUUGUCACUAUUGUUUUAAACAAAACAGAGCAGCAUAAAUCAAUAAAAGGGUUAUCUCAGUUC
This is a messenger RNA of Dipodomys spectabilis (banner-tailed kangaroo rat), 2987 nucleotides long. It is a transcript of the gene Sh2b1, whose product is annotated as SH2B adaptor protein 1. Gene Ontology annotation, biological process: intracellular signal transduction. The transcript is spliced from 10 exons. Gene Ontology annotation, cellular component: plasma membrane. Bases 213 to 2231 code for a protein of 672 amino acids. Gene Ontology annotation, molecular function: transmembrane receptor protein tyrosine kinase adaptor activity. The record is from RefSeq and is a predicted model, not a curated record. Lineage: Eukaryota; Metazoa; Chordata; Mammalia; Rodentia; Heteromyidae.